Chironomus riparius is the source of this 1749-nucleotide messenger RNA. The record is from the annotation of a GenBank genome assembly. Lineage: Eukaryota; Metazoa; Arthropoda; Insecta; Diptera; Chironomidae.
AUGGACAUCCUUCCCCAAGAGCUUCUUCUCGAAAUCUUCACCUACCUCCCAGCUGAAGAUCUCCUAUCCCUAACCCUCACAUGCCACAAAUUUAAUGAAAUCAUCAGCAACAACUCAAAACUGUUGGAAAACUUUGAAAUUCAAUUUAUAUCUGAUUAUGCCAACAACGAGUGGAUUGGAAGUCGAAAGUACACAAGAUUUUUCAUAGAUGGAUUUUCAGGCAUUUACUUCCUUUACAUUCUCAAAGAUAUUGGACAUGAUAUUGAUACUUUAGUCAUUAAUUGUAGUGAAUUUGCCGUUGCUUACGUUAAACAAAUGCUUUUGAUGUGCGAAAAUUUAAAAAAUUUAACAAUUUACAAUGCGACAGAUGAUUCAGAUCCACAAGACUAUGGAUAUCCAUUUUUAAAGUAUGAUUUGGAUUAUUUUUACUUCCGUGGUGACAUUGAUGUCUUCAAAUUGUUUGUUGAAUGUACAGCUAAAGAACUGGAUGUAAGAAGAGAUUAUGACGAUGAGUCAAAGGACGUUAGCGGUCUUAAAACUUUUCUGAAGGCUCAGAAAAGCUUGACUGACCUAAAAAUGGAACAUUUUGAUAAAACAUCAUCACUUUUUGACGAUGACAGCUUGGUGUCUUUAAAAUUCAAGCUUAAAAACCUAAAACUUAAGAACUUUGAUGACUAUUGCAGCUACAAUUUUUGGGAAUUUUUGGAGAACCACAAGGAGUCUUUACAGUAUCUGGAAGUCUGUUUUGUGAACCAUGAAGCAAUCACGCCAUUCAGAAAAUUCAGGAACCUUAAGACCCUCAAAAUGUACAACAUGUGUUCGGAUUUUAGUGAAUUAUGCUCAGUUGAGACUUUAUAUCUUAAGGAUGUCGACGGAAAAUGGUCAGAAAAAUUCAAAAAUGUCAAAAAUCUUGUAAUUUCACAAAAUGUCGAGGAAGUGGCUCAAGUUGAAACUUUGAAAAAAUUAGAUAACCUCAAAAUCUCAAAUUGUUCAAUCCCAACACUCAAAAUUCCAACAGUUAAGCGCCUAACCCUCAAACGAGUCGAACUUGAAUCAAUAAAACCAUUCGAGUAUGAAGAUGGAUGUGAAAUUGAGGAACUUAAGAUAAUUAAGUGUAAAAAUGUUGAAUGGUUGCUCGAAUUUUUGAUCCACAAAACAUUCAAUUUAAAGACUUUGGUCAUUAAAAAGUCAAUUUUGAUCGAUGAUGAUCUAAAAUUCAUCGAAGAUUACAAAAAUCGAAUUAAAAAUGUGGAAAUUAUUGACUGUUUUGGAGUAUCUGCUGAGGAUAUUGAUGAUGAUGAGAACACUGAUGAUGAUGACUUCAGCAGUGAAGAUGAGGAUGACAAUGACGAAGAAGAAGCAGACGAAGACAAUCAAGAAGAAAACAGUGACGAAGAAGACGACGAAUCAGGAUCUGAUGACGAAGAUGCUGACAGUGGAAAUGAAGAAAAUAGCAAUAAUGAAGAGCAGGACGACGAGGAGUCAUCAGAAAGUGGAAGCAGUAGUUCAAGUGACGAUAGUGAAGAUGAUGAUCAGCCAGACCAAGAACACAGCAUUAAGUGUCAGUCAGGAAGACCAAAACUACCGAAAAAGUACAGAAAAUAUUGUGCAAAACCUAAAAGCUCAGCCACAAAUGAUGCUGAUGAGCAGCAUAAUGAGAUUGAAUCUGAAAUUGGUGAAGGGUCCAAUGUUGACGGAAAUAAUGAAAGUAUGGGAGAUUCAGAUAGGAACUCGAAAGAUGACAGAUAA